Molecule: messenger RNA, 1153 nt
Organism: Peromyscus eremicus (cactus mouse)
Lineage: Eukaryota; Metazoa; Chordata; Mammalia; Rodentia; Cricetidae
Gene: Znf428
Product: zinc finger protein 428
Exons: 3
Coding region: 439-1011 (190 amino acids)
Source: RefSeq, a predicted model, not a curated record
CGCACGCUCGAUUCCUGAAGCUCCCCGGUGGUCGAGCCGCGGACUGUACCAAGUCCAGCGGGGCCCUGAGCGGCGGAGACCGACACCCUCGCCGGUUGCAAGCUCCGCAGCCUGCGCCGAUUCUCGGAGCCCCUCUUCCCACCGACGGCCAGCAAUGGUCCGUCUGGCCGCGCACGCGCCCUGAGCUCCACUCGCCCCUCGCCCCUCGCUCGCUCGCUCGCUCGCCGGGGCUCCCUGAACGCAGGCGCAGUGCCCGGGCUUGUAGCCGCCGCCACCGCCGAGCCCGAGCCGGGGCCGCCGGCGUCGCGUCCCUCUCUACCUGCCAACAUCCCGUGUUAGAAGAGUUUGUGGCUGGAGGUGUGACCGUGGGAGAGCUGGCCGGGGAGGGACCCUGCCCAGUCGCUGCUCUGCUCCUGUCUCUUGUCCCCUCCCCUGGCCAUGACAGAGACCCGUGAGCCCACUGAGACUGGAAGCUACGCCAGCUUGGAGGAAGAUGAUGAAGACCUUUCCCCAGGCCCGGAGCAUUCUUCUGACUCUGAAUACACUCUUUCAGAGCCCGACUCUGAGGAGGAGGAAGAGGAAGAGGAGGAAGAGGAGACCACUGACGACCCCGAAUAUGACCCUGGCUAUAAGGUGAAACAGCGCAUAGGUGGGGGCAGGGGAGGCCCAUCCCGCCGGGCCCCCCGAGCAGCCCAGCCUGCUGGCCCACCGGCACAGCCCUGCCAGCUCUGUGGCCGAUCACCACUGGCAGAGGCCCCACCGGGUACCCCACCUUGCCGACUCUGCUGCCCUACAACAGCAACCCAGGAAGCCCCAGCCCCUGAAGGCAGGGCUCUUGGUGAGGAAGAAGAGGAGCCAUCUCGUACUGGGGAGAGCCGGCCAGCAGGGCGGGAUGGAGAUGAAGACGAGGAGGAGGGGGGUACCUACCACUGUACGGAGUGUGAGGACUCCUUUGACAACCUCGGGGAGCUGCAUGGUCACUUCAUGCUGCAUGCCCGGGGUGAGGUUUAGGCAGGGCCCUCAGGGAGCUGGUGAGGGGGGGGUGGGAGCAGGGGCUGAGGAAGCUGGAGUGGGGCUGGGUUCCCACCCACCUGUGUUGUCUUAGCAGUAAUGUGUGAAGGGCAGAAUAAAAGCCGGAUUCUGUGUGUGCUGA